AUGGAGGCAACGCACAACUUUUUAGAUGUAUCUCAGGAGGAUUAUAACCAUGCGUAUUUUAUGAAGCAAGCAUUGCUCAUGGGAGAAAAGGCACUUCAGGCAAAUGAAACGCCUGUGGGAUGUGUCUUGGUGUAUAAUGGUCAAAUAGUCGGAUCUGGGAUGAAUGACACAAACAAGUCAAUGAAUGGUACAAGACAUGCCGAGUUCAUUGCCAUUCAACAGAUGCUGCAAAGUCAUCCCAGAUCACAUCUGCAUUCAACAGAUCUUUAUGUGACUGUUGAACCAUGUGUUAUGUGUGCAUCUGCAUUGAGGCAAUACCAAAUACGGGCUGUAUAUUUUGGCUGUGGUAAUGAACGGUUUGGAGGAACAGGAAGCGUGCUUUCGUUGCAUUCUGACCAUGCCAUUGAUUCGCCGUAUCCAGUGUAUGGUGGACUGUUUCGCAAAGAAGCAAUAAUGCUACUUCGACGCUUUUAUAUACAAGAAAACGAAAAGGCACCGAAGCCUCGUCCAAAAAAGAACCGUGAAUUGAACACAAGCUUUGAAGGCGACACCGAGGGCUUCGAUUAUAUGUAA
Messenger RNA from Aspergillus chevalieri, 573 nucleotides. It is a transcript of the gene TAD2, whose product is annotated as nucleoside deaminase. The transcript is spliced from 5 exons. Gene Ontology annotation, cellular component: nucleus; cytoplasm. Gene Ontology annotation, molecular function: zinc ion binding; tRNA-specific adenosine-34 deaminase activity. Lineage: Eukaryota; Fungi; Ascomycota; Eurotiomycetes; Eurotiales; Aspergillaceae. Gene Ontology annotation, biological process: tRNA wobble adenosine to inosine editing. The coding region runs from base 1 to 573 and encodes 190 amino acids. The record is from RefSeq and is a predicted model, not a curated record.